GCUAAUUUCAGGCAGAUGUAUCACAUGGGAGCCAUGGGUAAGACCCUCAAUGAGCUGCAUGCUAUGCUCAAAACUGCUGAGCAAAAUGUCUUGGUUGAACCUAGGAAGGAUGUUCUUAUGGUCAACAAAGGGAAAGGGUUUAAGAAAGGGCCACAGAAGAAGCAACAGUCUCAAGGGAAGGGCAAGACAGUUGUUCCACCUAAGGGAAACACACCUAAAAUAAAGGUGGCUGCUGAGCAUGACUGCUUCUACUGCAAGGCUAAGGGGCACUGGAAGAGAAACUGCCCCAAAUAUCUGGAAGAUAAGAAGAGGGGUGCCUCUGCUUCAGGGACUACGAAAUAGGAGACGGUUGCAGAAGGGUGAGAUAGAUCUUCGCGUUGGAAAUGGAGCAAGAGUUGCUGCACUUGCCAUUGGAGAUUAUAGUCUACCGCUACCUUCUGGCUUGGUUUUAGAACUUUAUAAUUGUUAUUUUGUUCCUUCUAU
Molecule: messenger RNA, 483 nt
Organism: Asparagus officinalis (garden asparagus)
Lineage: Eukaryota; Viridiplantae; Streptophyta; Magnoliopsida; Asparagales; Asparagaceae
Exons: 2
Coding region: 16-342 (108 amino acids)
Molecular function (GO): nucleic acid binding; zinc ion binding
Source: RefSeq, a predicted model, not a curated record